AUGGAGUUUGACUGCACAGUUAGCCAGAAACAGGAGCAAAAGAAUCCGCGUUCUGCUUGUCGGUGGAAGGGUGGCGCCUUCAACAUAUAUUAUCGCGUUAGGUAUGAAGAUGGAGUUCAUCUAAUCGUUCGUUUCGCUGCCCUCGGGAAAGCUAUACUUCGCCAGGAGAAGGUAAAACAAGAAGUCGCAACGAUGAACAAUCUUCGGCACAACACCUCCAUCCCUGUUCCUGAAGUCCUGGGUUCUGGUACUUGCUGGUCUGGUCCAUAUACUGUCAUGCCGUUUGUUGAAGGGGUGCCUCUAUCUGAGCUUCUUGAAGAAACUUCUAAAGAAGUGAGCCCUGUUUUAAAUACCCAGCUAAGCGAUCGGAGUCUGAAGAGAGCAUAUCACGAGAUGGCUACUCUUGUCCUUGAACUUUCGAAACCCAAGUUUGAUACCAUUGGUGCACCAAUGAAGAAUGAAGGAAGUUUCAGCGUUGGCGGUCGACCUGUUACAUUUAGCAUGAACGAGCUGAUGUUGUCCGCAAUAUACAUGAAAGCAAUUUCCCCAUACGCACCUUUAGGCUAUAUUGCGAUGACACGCCUUUCCAAUGUCCUCAUUGAUAUUGAAAAGUUUUGUGUUUCGGGAGCCAUCGACUGGGAGUUUACAUACGUUGCUCCAGCUGAAUUCUCCUCGGAGGGCUGGGAAUCCGAUCUUAAUCAAUUCAUAGCUCUCUACACAUCCUGUUUUCGAUUAUUCCUAGAAGCACUUAGAGAGAGUGAAGACAAGAUGAUCGAGCUGCAAACCCUCACGGAACAACGGCGCCUUUCUCCUCAAAUGGAACACUCUAUGGAGACGGGCCUAUUUUGGGCCUUUAUCGACGAAAAACACCAUGGGCCAUUCACAUCGAUUGAUGACCGUGUUCAAAAUUUAUCGGAUAAGCAUAAGGAUGAAAUAAACGACCUUUUCACGCUCAAAAUGUCUCGAUUUAAUGAGGAUAGUGUGAAAGGAUUUGAUGACCACUAUCCUAUCGACGAGCUCCUUAUGAUCUAG
Nannizzia gypsea CBS 118893 is the source of this 1032-nucleotide messenger RNA. Its product is annotated as phosphotransferase enzyme family protein. Bases 1 to 1032 code for a protein of 343 amino acids. Lineage: Eukaryota; Fungi; Ascomycota; Eurotiomycetes; Onygenales; Arthrodermataceae. The record is from RefSeq and is a predicted model, not a curated record. The transcript is spliced from 5 exons.